AUGACAUUUGAGAAUCUGGGUAAACCUACUGACGUGUCCCCUAAGGUGUUUGCAGUGGCUGCUGCUGUGAACUUAGAACUUGAUCCCAUUUUUUUGAAGGCACUAGGCUUCUUACAUUCAAAGAGUAAAGAUUCUGUGGAAAAGCUAAAAGCACUGCUUGAUGAGUCUUUGGCUCGGGGCAUUGAUUCAAGUUAUCGUCCAACUCAGAAGGAUGUGGAACAACCCAAAAUUUCAAGUGUAAAAUCUAUUUCUAUUAAACAAGAACCCAAAACAUCAGCUGGUCUUCCUUCUGGCAAUAAUAAUGGCAAAGUCCUCACAACUGAAAAGAUAAAGAAGGAAGCUGAGAAGAGACCUGCUGAUAAACUGAAAUUAGAAGUCACUGAAGGAGUUGAUAUUCCAAAGAAACCAAGAUUGGAGAAACCUGAGACACGAUCCUCUCCCAUUACUGUCCAAACCAGCAAGGAUCUAGCUAUGGCUGACCUUUCCAGUUUUGAAGAGACAAGUGCUGAUGAUUUUGCCAUGGAGAUGGGAUUGGCUUGUGUUGUUUGUAGGCAAAUGACGGUGGCAUCUGGUAAUCAAUUAGUAGAAUGUCAGGAGUGCCAUAAUCUCUACCACCAAGAAUGCCAUAAACCCCAAGUGACAGACAAGGAAGUGAAUGAUCCUCGCCUGGUGUGGUAUUGUGUGCGAUGUACCAGACAAAUGAAAAGAAUGGCUCAAAAAACUCAAAAACCACCACAGAAACCAGCCCCUACCGUUGUUUCAGUAGUUCCAGCUAUCAAGGAUCCGUUAGUUAAGAAACCAGAAACUAAACUCAAACAAGAGACUACUUUCCUAGCAUUCAAAAGAACAGAAGUCAAGACAUCCACAGUUAUUUCAGGAAAUUCUUCUAGUAACAAUGUUUCCUCUUCAGUAACUAGUGGCCUAACUGGGUGGGCAGCUUUUGCAGCCAAAACUUCCUCUGCUGGUCCAUCAACAGCUAAAUUGAGUUCAACAGCACAAAAUAAUAGUGGGAAACCUACUACCUCAUCAGCUACCCAGAAGCCUGUGGGUUUGACUAGUCUGGCAACAUCAACCAAAGGUGGAAUUAGUUCCAAAAUAGGUUCCGGUACCAGCACCUCUCCCACUGUACCACUGAAGCCACUUCCACCUCUAACCCUGGGGAAAACAGGCCUUAGUCGCUCAGUUAGUUGUGACAAUGUCAGCAAAGUAGGUCUUCCAAGUCCCAGUAGUUUGGUUCCAGGAAAUAGCAGCCAACUGAGUGGGAAUGGAAAUAGUGCUACCUCAGGGCCCAGUGGAAGUGCCACCAGCAAAACCACUUCAGAAUCCAGCAGCACUCCCUCAGCAUCUCUCAAAGGUCCAACUUCACAAGAGUCACAGCUUAAUGCUAUGAAGCGAUUGCAGAUGGUCAAGAAGAAAGCUGCCCAGAAGAAAUUCAAGAAGUGA
Molecule: messenger RNA, 1443 nt
Organism: Jaculus jaculus (lesser Egyptian jerboa)
Lineage: Eukaryota; Metazoa; Chordata; Mammalia; Rodentia; Dipodidae
Product: integrator complex subunit 12-like
Exons: 2
Coding region: 1-1443 (480 amino acids)
Biological process (GO): snRNA 3'-end processing
Cellular component (GO): integrator complex
Source: RefSeq, a predicted model, not a curated record